UUCAUGCAAAUCUUGUAUAUCAAGAAUAUAUUGCUGAUAGGCAUCAUAUACACAUGAACGGUACAAUUUGGGAUACUUUAACUGAUUUUGUAAAACAUUUGGGGAGAGAAGGUACUUGUGUCGUUGAUGAGACACCGAAAGGGUGGUUUAUUAGUUGGGUUGACAACAGUCCUAAGGCUUUGGCUAGACAGGAGGCAAUUCUGAAAAAAGAACGAGCAGAAAAGGAUGAGGAAGAAAGAUCUCGCAGAUUAAUAGAGGAGCAAAUAGAGAGAGCUCAGAAGGAAGCUGAUAAUCCAGGACUAGAUGAUGAAAAGUUUACGGAGCUCAAACGAAGCAAUGAAGAAGAUAAGAUAAAACUCAACAUUUCAUUAGUAAAAUCAGAAUCUUCCGUUUCGUCUUCUACCGUUAAACCCGAUUCAUCUACCACAACUACACCUUCUACUAAUGGUUCCACUCACACUAGCAUCUCAUUUAAUAAACCUACUUCCCAAAAAAUGUCACUUAGUGCGUUAGCUAAAAAAUCCGGUUCUUUGAAUAUUAUUAUAGAUGAGAUGGCGAGAAAGAAAAGAAUGGAAGCUAUGAAUGAAAAUGGAAACAAGAGGAAGGAUGAUCAGAGAGAUCAGAGAGAUAAAGAAAAAUAUAAGGAAGAUCAGAGAGAAAGAGAAAAAUAUAAGGAAGAUCAGAAAGAAAGAGAAAAAUACAAGGAAGAUCAGAGAGAAAGAGAAAAAUAUAAGGAAGAUCAGAAAGAAAGAGAAAAAUAUAAGGAAGAUCAGAGAGAAAGAGAAAAAUAUAAGGAAGAUCAGAGAGACAGAGAAAAAUAUAAGGAAGAUCAGAGAGAUAGAGAAAAAUAUAAGGAAAGAAGAAGGGAGAGGAGUAGAUCAUAUGAUCGAGAGUCAAAAAGAGUACGCAGAUAUUAA
Molecule: messenger RNA, 917 nt
Organism: Racocetra fulgida
Lineage: Eukaryota; Fungi; Glomeromycota; Glomeromycetes; Diversisporales; Gigasporaceae
Source: the annotation of a GenBank genome assembly